This is a messenger RNA of Balearica regulorum gibbericeps (East African grey crowned-crane), 432 nucleotides long. NCBI's taxonomy places the organism in Eukaryota, Metazoa, Chordata, Aves, Gruiformes, Gruidae. The record is from RefSeq and is a predicted model, not a curated record.
AUGACGGAGGCAGAUCCCUCAGAGGCCUUCAAAAUGUCUACCAAGCAGCAUGAUUCAAGGCCUCUACCAGAUGUAGCCCUGACAGGGAAGUGUACCCGAGAGUGUGAUGAAUAUGGCCACUCGGACUCCUGCUGGAUGCCAGUUCGCACUUCUCCUGAAAGAAAGCAGAAGAGCCAGCCAAAACUCUCCACUUUCAUGCCUGUCGAUGAACGGGGCAGUCAGGAGAAGCUGGCCAAUGGAGAAGCCUCCCUCAUGGGUGAUCGCAACAGAAACCUCCUUAACAAAAAGUUGACCUCAUCCUAUGAGACCUUCAGCACGGCUAGUUUCAACAAAAAUGAAGAAGGCAAUCCAGAGGAUAUCCCCCUUGCACAGACAGGGGAAUACAAGCCAUCUCCUGUCAAUACUCUAACUAGAAGAGAAGUUUACCUGUAG